AGUUAUUUUCUGUUAUUGUUUGCGCGUGACUCGUUGAAGAACGUGACAACACAGUUCUGUAAAAUUCUCCUUAGGAACAUUUCACUUAUAGUAUUUGACUCAUUAACAUUUCUCAAUCAUCAGACUUUGCGGAGAGGAAACAUUUGGCGAAAUAUUAAGGUUAACGUUACAUAUAAUCGUGUAAGGCUGUCAGAUUAACCAGCAUCUCGUGAUGAUGGAGAAGAUUGUUAAAGAUGUUGGUGACAUUCAGUCGAGACUGAUUGAUCACAGGCCGGUCUUGCAGGGAGAAAUUAGAUACUUCAUCAGGGAGUUUGAGGAGAAGCGUGCUUUCAGAGAAUGCCGUCUGCUUGAAAAUCUGAAUAAGAUGACAUCAGACACAAAUGAACAUGAUCUGCCGCAGUGCAUUGAGAGUAUGCAGGAGAAACUAUGUGAUGCUCUCACACGACUUGAAGCAGCGAAUCAUAUUGCCCAGAGGAUCCAGCAGAGGGAGCUAGAGGCUGAGCAGAACACACAUCUGCAGGUGAGUGCGGAGAAGCGGAAGCAAGACUGGGAGGAAUUCCUGAAGGAGCAGUCUCGGCUGAAGGAGGAGGUGGAUGAGGAGCAUGUUAAAGCUGUGGGCCGACUCAGCGCUCAAUACAAUGACAUGAAAAAAGACCUGGCUAAAUACAGCAGCUUCUGAACCCCGAUGAAUGCAUUUUACUUAUAUCAGUGAAGUCCAGUUUUGUUCUUUUUCCAUUUUGUUGAUGGUGUCGAGGAUUGCAUUAAAGAAAUAUUUUAUACGAAAUGAAAA
Carassius auratus (goldfish) is the source of this 790-nucleotide messenger RNA. It is a transcript of the gene bloc1s5, whose product is annotated as biogenesis of lysosomal organelles complex-1, subunit 5, muted. The transcript is spliced from 5 exons. Bases 212 to 679 code for a protein of 155 amino acids. Gene Ontology annotation, cellular component: transport vesicle; BLOC-1 complex. The record is from RefSeq and is a predicted model, not a curated record. NCBI's taxonomy places the organism in Eukaryota, Metazoa, Chordata, Actinopteri, Cypriniformes, Cyprinidae.